AUGAAUGACCUCGCUCUUCAAAAUGCGAUGAACUCUAAUCCUAGAGCAGGAGACAGCGAUUACAUACCAGGUCUCGGACUAUCUGGCGCCGAAGGUGCUCGUGACAAUGCACUUUUCAUAGAAUACCUGAAAAUGCAUCAUGGCGACUUGGCAGAUAAUCUCUAUCUUACAUCAGAUUCUGUGGCUACUGUUGCUGCGGCGUUCGAACACGCUGGCUGUUUCAAGGGUCUCGGACUAUCUGGCGCCGAAGGUGCUCGUGACAAUGCACUUUUCAUAGAAUACCUGAAAAUGCAUCAUGGCGACUUGGCAGAUAAUCUCUAUCUUACAUCAGAUUCUGUGGCUACUGUUGCUGCGGCGUUCGAACACGGCGGUGUCAUCCUAGUAGCCGGGACAGGAUCAUCGUGUCGUGUGCUUUUGAACAAUGGUCGUGUUUUCGGAGUGGGAGGAUGGGGUCACCAAAUUGGAGAUGGAGGAAGCGGCUUCUGGAUCGCUAUUAGGUCAUUUCAUUUUUACAUUGUCGUUCAUGCUCAUCCGGUUUUCGAAAGUACACCUAAUUAUAGAGCGAUACGCCUGCUAUUCGAUGAGGACGAUGGCAUGGAGAUUCCACACGAGUCCACCAAGCUGAUUCGUGAGCUAUUACUCAAGCACUUCAAAAUUGAGGACAAAGUUGAUAUAUUGGAGUACCUAUACAAUAAAUUCCAAAAGUCGCACAUCGCCUCAUUCACCGGCGAACUGGCUAAACAUUUGGAUGAUCCUGCUAUAAACAAGCUGUUCUUUGAUGCUGGAGAACUACUUGGAAAACAAUUUGUUGUGGCUUCUGGUCAUCUGCCUAGUGAAUGCAGAGCUGAAGUUAAUCUCGUUCUCGUGGGAUCGGUGUUCCUGUCAUGGAACGUUGUCAGAAAAGGUCAGACUGAGCCUUAUUAUGUCGAAUUUUAUACCGUUUUGAAGUCUGACCAGUCCGCGUGGGCGGACUGA
Cooperia oncophora is the source of this 975-nucleotide messenger RNA. Lineage: Eukaryota; Metazoa; Nematoda; Chromadorea; Rhabditida; Trichostrongylidae. The record is from the annotation of a GenBank genome assembly.